CCAGACGGCCACACCAACUCUCCCCAAUCCAGCAGCCUCUCGCCCCCGCACCUCAUCAGGAGACACCACCACCGCAAGCGACGACGGCGCGAUGUUCCUGCGGCGGAUCCUGACCGGCGGUGGCGGGCUAGCGACGCUGCGUGCGGCGCGCACCGUGAAGGAGACGACGGGGAUCGUGGGCCUCGACGUGGUGCCCAACGCGCGGGAGGUGCUCAUCGGGCUCUACACGCGCACGCUCAAGGAGAUCGAGACCGUCCCCAAGGACGAGGGCUACCGCAAGGCCGUCGAGUCCUUCACCAAGCACCGCCUCCAGAUCUGCCGGGAGGAGGAGGACUGGAAGCGCAUCGAGGACCGAAUCGGAUGCGGGCAGGUCGAGGAGCUCAUCGAGGAAGCACAGGACGAGCUCAAGCUCAUCGACAAGAUGGUUGAAUGGGAUCCAUGGGGUGUUCCUGAUGACUAUGAAUGCGAGGUGAUUGAAGAUGAUACCCAGAUCCCUAAACACGUCCCGCAGCACCGUCCUGCUGCGCUUCCAGAGGAGUUCUUCAAGACACUAGAUGCUGUCAAAUCUGAUCCUGCGCUGCAGGGCGAUGCUCCUCCUCAAGUGAAAGCAUAAGGAUGUGAACUCUUCACGAUAUGUCAUUUCACCUUUUGCUCUGUUGUGGUAGAGACUAGUUUCAUGUGUCAGUUACCAGCAAUGUGCUUCUUCCAAGCUGAAUAAAUUUCUAGCGAGUACUAUCAAAGAAUGAGUUUUAACUCAGUGAUCCGGUACAGUAAAAUUUGUGCCUAUGAAUGCUUAAUACUGUGAACAUCGUUUCUUUUGAUACAAAUCUAUGUUGACGAAAGAUUGAAUGCUA
Molecule: messenger RNA, 854 nt
Organism: Phragmites australis (common reed)
Lineage: Eukaryota; Viridiplantae; Streptophyta; Magnoliopsida; Poales; Poaceae
Product: probable NADH dehydrogenase [ubiquinone] 1 alpha subcomplex subunit 5, mitochondrial
Exons: 2
Coding region: 92-613 (173 amino acids)
Biological process (GO): respiratory electron transport chain
Source: RefSeq, a predicted model, not a curated record